UUUUCUUAGGGCAGGUGGGUACCUAUCUUCGCGCGCAAUCAGCUGCCCAGAACAGAAUAGUCGUAGUAAAUUGCAAGCUGUCGAUUCUUAAUUCUAACUCUUCAAAUCCAUCAAGCGCAACAAGUCAAAACCUCUAGUUCGAGUUUCCUAUCAAACACCUCCAUCUCUCCGGUUCCUCCAAAUCGAUGCGUCCAAUGCCGUAUUCCCAGUGCUCGGUUUAGAGCUACACGCCCGCAUCCCGCCGAAUCGUCAAUCCACGACUUGAAGCCAUUAAUUAUCCACUGUCGCGGCCAUGUUGACAGAAAUUGCCAGCUCCGCCAUGGAGCUCGCUCGGCGAGCGGAUGAAGAGACGGAUCCCGAUGGGGCCGACUCGGGGGAAAAGGAGAUCUUCGCAUCACGAGCGCUCUUUAUAUCAAUCAUGCUACUCGUGAUUGCCUUCUUCACAAGUUAUAUGUUACAACAGAAGAAAGUUCAAGCUGUUCACGAAACAGUAAUUUCCAUCUUUGCGGGCAUGACCGUGGGAUUGAUUCUUAGAGUGACAACCGGCCACUCCAUCCGACAGCUUAUCAGCUUCGACUACCAGAUCUUCUUCAACCUCCUACUACCGCCGAUCAUUCUGAACUCCGGAUACGAACUUCAUCAAGCGAAUUUCUUUAGAAAUAUCGGUACCAUCCUAACCUUCGCAUUCGCCGGAACCUUCCUGUCUGCCGUGGUCAUAGGUCUACUAUUAUGGUUAUACACCCGAAUACCUCUCGAAGGCCUAGAAAUGACAUUUGUUGAUGCUAUCUCCGUUGGCGCAACAUUGUCUGCUACAGAUCCAGUCACGAUCUUGGCCAUCUUUAAUACCUACAAAGUUGAUCCAAAACUAUACACUGUUAUCUUCGGUGAAUCUAUCCUAAAUGAUGCUAUUGCCAUUGUCAUUUUUGAGACUGCCCGAAAGUACAAAGACAACACUGCCGAAGCAUAUGGGGUCUUUAGUUUUUUUCAGGGUGUGGGCAUUUUCUUGGCUGUCUUCUUUGGCAGUUUACUUAUUGGUGUUUUGGUUGGUGUCGGUACUGCGCUUGCCUUGAAAUUCACAUACAUCAGAAGAUAUCCCCAGAUCGAGACGUGCUUGAUUGUGUUGAUCGCUUAUUCAAGCUACUUCUUUUCACAAGGACUGGACAUGUCAGGUAUCGUGUCUUUGCUAUUCUGUGGUAUUACUCUAAAACACUAUGCUUACUUCAAUAUGUCACGACGAACACAACUCAGUACCAAAUACUUUUUCCAGAUCUUGGCACAGCUAUCGGAAAAUUUCAUCUUUAUCUAUUUGGGCUUAUCCCUGUUCACUGAUAACGAUCUCCAAUUUCAACCCCCUCUAAUCAUCGUCACCAUCAUCGCCGUCUGUGCGGCACGAUGGGUAGCCGUCUUCCCUCUAUCCAAGGCCAUCAACUGGUUCCACCACUAUCGGGCGCGGCGUCGCGGUAUAGAAGUUGCUGACGAACUACCUUACAACUACCAAGCUAUGCUGUUCUGGGCCGGUCUACGUGGAGCUGUCGGUGUAGCACUUGCUGCUCUACUAAACGGCAAAAACUCAUAUGCCUUAAAAGCUACUGUGCUUGUAGUGGUGGUGCUUACUGUGAUCAUCUUUGGCGGCACCACAGCACGAAUGCUGGAGAUCUUGGGUAUCCGAACAGGAGUUGUUGAAGAGGUUGACAGUGACGAUGAGUUUGACAUUGAAGCCGCACCAGGGGGUUCCUAUUACAAGAGGUCCGGAACCGGAAUUGGAUACACUCCUAGACGAAGAAAUGGGUCGGUACGUCUCGACAAUAUGGAUUCUUCAAGACUCCGGCAACCUGCGGAGCCAGAACGAGGAAGUUAUGUAUCCGGACAUCGUUCACCAUCCUUCCCGACGUCACGUGCUACUAGCUCGAGUCGUAAGGGUUCUCGGGCGGCUACCAGUGAAGAUGUCGAAAGGACGGAUCUCCUUGGACGUAACGGCAGCGUAACAGACUCAGAUAUAGGAAGUGACAUCGAUACAUCGGACCUUCCACCUCCGGCCCGCAAAUCGCCGCGAAACAGGGCGAGUCCUAUUCUCACGCCUAGUGGGGCAUCGGAAGAAGAGGGUGUAUUUUCAUACCCAACAUCGGGUCACAGAGACGCGACACCCAUUUCUACCCGUGCAGCAAUUAGGCAAUUGCUUACCUCACAAGACCCUCAAGCUUUAUUUAGACAACUUGAUGAGGAUUACAUCAAGCCGAAAUUACUUUUGGAUGGGGGACAUCCUGGCCCAAGUGGAGGAAAAGGGGAUGGAGAAGGCGGCUCCGGGUCGAGCUAGAAAUGUAUAAUACCAUCCUAGAAGGGGGGCAUAUUGAUAUAAUUUAUGAAUGAGCACUGUAAUAAGGUGUAUUAGACGAUAUUCUCGUUGGCAUUACGCGGAGUUCUUGGGUAUUUUGUUUUAAAUGUACGUGUAUGAUGAACAUAGGGAACUGAGAAUUGUACCUAUAAGAUCAUAUGUCAAUGUCGGGAUUUGAUUUAGGAACGAUAGUUCAUUAUUCGGUAAUAUGUGUUUAAUGUAUGAGUUGGAAUUUAUUUUAGGUAGGUGCGUAAUAGGGGAUCUGGUGGGGAUGCUUACAGGUGGCACGGGCUGUUACGAAACAGCUGGACGAAUAGGGAUCCACUAUAGACUACCCCUACCAAGUUCUUUAGUGUCCA
This is a messenger RNA of Hypoxylon trugodes, 2691 nucleotides long. Its product is annotated as sodium/hydrogen exchanger. Bases 293 to 2314 code for a protein of 673 amino acids. Gene Ontology annotation, cellular component: fungal-type vacuole membrane; late endosome; early endosome. The record is from RefSeq and is a predicted model, not a curated record. Lineage: Eukaryota; Fungi; Ascomycota; Sordariomycetes; Xylariales; Hypoxylaceae. The transcript is spliced from 5 exons. Gene Ontology annotation, biological process: vacuolar acidification; proton transmembrane transport; sodium ion transport. Gene Ontology annotation, molecular function: sodium:proton antiporter activity.